Eurypyga helias (sunbittern) is the source of this 3255-nucleotide messenger RNA. It is a transcript of the gene IQGAP1, whose product is annotated as IQ motif containing GTPase activating protein 1. The record is from RefSeq and is a predicted model, not a curated record. Gene Ontology annotation, cellular component: nucleus; cytoplasm. Gene Ontology annotation, molecular function: calmodulin binding; actin filament binding; GTPase activator activity. The transcript is spliced from 23 exons. Gene Ontology annotation, biological process: regulation of GTPase activity; regulation of actin cytoskeleton organization. The annotation marks the transcript as partial. Lineage: Eukaryota; Metazoa; Chordata; Aves; Eurypygiformes; Eurypygidae.
GACACCCAGGAUGAAACGGCUGUGCUCUGGCUAGAUGAAAUUCAGGAUGGGAUUCACAGGGCUAACAAGGACACAGAGGAGUCCGAGAGGUUCUCCUUAGGAAUCCUGGCCAUUAAUGAAGCAGUGGAGCGUGGUGAUGUUAGCCAGACCCUGAGUGCCCUGCGUUCACCGGAUGUUGGGCUGUACGGUGUCACUCCAGAGUGUGCUGAGACGUACCAGCGAGAGCUGUCGGAAGUCAAAAGGAGAAAAAUAUCAGCAGGGGGCAAUGACAGCGAAUGGGUGAAGCACUGGGUGCGAGGCGGCUAUCAUUAUUACCACAACCUGCGGACAAAAGAGGGAGGAUGGGAUGAACCGGCGGAAUUUGUGCAGAACGACAGGCAGCUGUCGCGCGAGGAGAUACAGAGCACCAUAUCCGGAGUCACUGCGGCGUACAACCGAGAGCAGUUGUGGCUAACAAAUGAGAAACUGAUUACAAAACUUUCGGCUUACAACCGAGGGCGUGUGUGGUUAGCCAAUGAGAACCUGAUUACAAAACUUCAGGCUUGCUGCCGAGGGUAUCUUGUUCGCCAGGAAUUCAACUCAAGAAUGAAUUUUUUGAAGAAACAGGUCCCAGCAAUCACUUGCAUUCAGUCCCAGUGGCGUGGCUACAAGCAGAGGAAGGCAUAUCAGAUCCGUUUGGAUUACUUGCGAGCACAGAAGGACCAAGUAGUGAAGAUUCAGUCGAUGGCCAGGAUGUAUCAAGCCAGAAGACGUUACAGAGAUCGCCUGCAGUAUUUCAGAAACCAUAUAAAUGAUGUUAUAAAAAUUCAAGCCUUUAUCCGAGCAAACAAAGCGCGAGAAGACUACAAAACCCUCAUUAACGCUGAAGACCCACCUAUGGCUGUGGUUCGUAAGUUUGUCCACUUGCUCGAUCAGAGUGACCAAGAUUUUCAGGAGGAACUUGAGCUGAUGAAACUGCGUGAGGAAGUUGUAACCCUGAUCCGAUCCAAUCAGCAACUGGAAAAUGACCUCAAUCUCAUGGACAUCAAAAUUGGACUGCUAGUGAAAAACAAAAUUACACUGCAGGAUGUUGUUUCUCAUAGCAAAAAACUUACCAAGAAGAACAAGGAGCAGCUCUCUGACAUGAUGAUGCUGAACAAACAGAGGGGAGGUUUGAAAGCGUUGAGCAAGGAGAAGAGAGAAAAGCUGGAAGCGUAUCAGCAUCUGUUCUACUUGCUGCAGACUAACCCAACAUACUUGGCCAAGCUGAUAUUUCAGAUGCCUCAAAACAAAUCCACAAAGUUCAUGGACUCUGUCAUCUUCACGCUGUAUAACUAUGCAUCCAAUCUAAGAGAGGAAUACCUGCUCUUGCGACUCUUCCAAACAGCGUUGCAGGAAGAAAUCAAAUCAAAAGUAGACCAAAUACAGGAAAUCGUGACUGGAAACCCCACUGUUAUUAAGAUGGUGGUAAGCUUCAACCGUGGUGCACGUGGUCAGAACGCCCUGAGGCAGAUCCUGGCACCAGUUGUAAAGGAAAUCAUUGAUGACAAGGCACUCAAUAUCAAAACGGAUCCGGUGGACAUCUACAAGUCUUGGGUUAACCAGAUGGAGUCUCAGACUGGUGAGGCCAGCAAACUGCCGUAUGAUGUUACGCCGGAACAAGCUCUAAAUCACGAAGAGGUGAGGACCCGCCUGGAUGCCUCGAUCAGAAACAUGAGGACGGUGACAGACAAGUUCCUGUCUGCCAUUGUUAGUUCAGUGGACAAAAUCCCUUACGGAAUGCGUUUCAUCGCCAAGGUACUGAAAGACUCCCUGCAUGAGAAGUUUCCCGAUGCUGGCGAGGACGAGCUGCUGAAGAUUGUUGGCAACUUACUCUAUUAUCGCUACAUGAACCCGGCCAUUGUCGCACCGGAUGCGUUUGACAUCAUUGACCUUUCGGCCGGAGGUCAGCUGACCACGGAUCAGCGCAGAAACCUGGGUUCCAUCGCAAAGAUGUUGCAGCAUGCUGCGUCCAAUAAGAUGUUCAUGGGAGACAAUGCGCACCUCAGCAUCAUUAACGAGUACCUGUCGCAGUCGUACCAGAAAUUCAGACGUUUUUUUCAGGCUGCUUGCGAGGUUCCUGAAUUGCAGGAUAAAUUUAAUAUUGAUGAAUAUUCUGACUUGGUGACUCUCACUAAACCCGUCAUUUAUAUUUCUAUCGGUGAAAUCGUCAAUACGCACACUCUGCUGUUAGACCAUCAAGACGCGAUCGCUCCUGAGCACAAUGAUCCAAUUCAUGAGCUGCUGGACGAUCUCGGAGAGGUUCCUACGAUUGAGUCCUUAAUAGGGGAAGGGGCCGGCAGUGUUAACGACCCCAGCAGGGAGAUGCUAGCGAAGACUGAAGUUUCUCUCACACUCACUAAUAAAUUCGACGUUCCUGGCGAUGAGAAUGCAGAGAUGGAUGCGAGGACAAUUCUGUUGAACACAAAACGUUUAAUUGUUGAUGUGAUCCGCUUCCAACCAGGGGAGACGCUGACGGAAAUCUUGGAAACUCCAGCUACCUCAGAGCAAGAAGCGGAACAUCAACGAGCUAUGCAGAAACGGGCCAUUCGUGACGCUAAAACUCCCGAUAAGAUGAAAAAAUCUGUGUCUGUCAAGGAAGAUGGCAACUUAAAUCUUCAAGAAAAGAAAGAUAAAAUCAAGACAGGCCUGAAGAAGCUGACAGAACUGGGGUCAGUGAAUGCAAAGAAUAAAUACCAGGAGCUAAUCAAUGACAUCGCAAAGGAUAUCCGGAAUCAGCGCCGAUACCGCCAGAGAAGAAAGGCGGAGCUGGUGAAGCUGCAGCAGACGUACAGUGCGUUGAACUCCAAAGCUACUUUUUAUGGAGAACAAGUGGAUUAUUACAAAAGCUACAUCAAAACCUGCCUGGAUAACCUGGCCAGCAAGGGCAAGGUCUCUAAGAAACCUCGGGAGAUGAAAGGCAAAAACAGCAAGAAGAUUUCUCUAAAAUACACAGCAGCUCGGCUCCAUGAGAAGGGGGUGCUUUUAGAGAUUGAGGAUCUGCAAGCUAACCAGUUUAAAAAUGUGAUAUUUGAAAUCAGCCCAACAGAAGAAGUGGGAGAUUUUGAGGUAAAAGCAAAAUUCAUGGGGGUACAGAUGGAAACCUUCAUGCUGCAUUAUCAGGACCUUUUGCAGCUGCAGUAUGAAGGCGUCGCGGUCAUGAAGUUGUUCGACAGAGCAAAAGUGAAUGUCAACCUUCUCAUCUUUCUCCUGAAUAAGAAAUUUUAUGGGAAGUAA